Plenodomus lingam JN3 is the source of this 207-nucleotide messenger RNA. RefSeq lists its product as uncharacterized. The record is from RefSeq and is a predicted model, not a curated record. NCBI's taxonomy places the organism in Eukaryota, Fungi, Ascomycota, Dothideomycetes, Pleosporales, Leptosphaeriaceae.
AUGACGAUGCUCGAGGGAAUUCUAGGACUUGGGCCUUUGGCCUUGGACUGGGCCUCGGGCAAGACAAAGCAAGAAGAAGAAAAACCACUCCACCUCUCAGAUGGACAGACUAAAACAGAUGAGAGACGGGAACAAGCUUUCCCAGUCGCACGGUCGCCAGUCAAGAGUACAGUGUUUGCACGGCGGAGAGAGUGCCGACGCACGUAG